Messenger RNA from Babesia ovata, 3984 nucleotides. Its product is annotated as gamma-tubulin complex component. The coding region runs from base 1 to 3984 and encodes 1327 amino acids. Gene Ontology annotation, cellular component: gamma-tubulin complex; centrosome; spindle pole. Gene Ontology annotation, molecular function: microtubule minus-end binding; gamma-tubulin binding. Gene Ontology annotation, biological process: meiotic cell cycle; mitotic cell cycle; cytoplasmic microtubule organization. NCBI's taxonomy places the organism in Eukaryota, Apicomplexa, Aconoidasida, Piroplasmida, Babesiidae. The record is from RefSeq and is a predicted model, not a curated record. The transcript is spliced from 5 exons.
AUGUUCCACGACAUUCUAAUGGCCCUGGCGGGCCACCCAGGGGAGGUAAUAGUAGAAUCAUCAGGAGAAGGCGGUGGAUUCGCCGUUGCCGAUGGUUGCAAAGGGGUAUCUCAGGCCGAAUGCAGUGUCAUCAACUCGAUAGUGGCAAUCGGUUACCAAUACAGACGGUUGGAAGAUUUUGUGAGAUCAGUCAAGGAUGGUGAGCACAACUACAUGGUAUCAUUACUUUUGGGUGAUGAUGGAACGUAUCGCAAAAAGUGCAAAAGCGCCAAAGUACGUGAUUCAAGAAGCAGCAACGCCCAGGCUACAGGUGCUUCAGAAUGCCUACCAGAAUACCGUGGGAACUACCUGAGCGCAAUGUGCACCGGUAUCGAGGAGUAUCUUGGAGCGUAUAGGUCCCACCUGGUUACAGUCGAAAAGACUAUCCUGGCGGACCCGUGCCUGCCGCUUAGCACACUGUCGCUGAUCAUGGGCGAGCAGAAGGAAAUAAUAGAAGCAUUGACUUACAUUGUGCGACUAUACCGUGAAACGGUUCGACGGAAAGUUGAAAUCGGCAGACACGGAGUUCUACGCGUUGAUGAGAUCCUGUGCAUGCUGCAGUCAACGGGUGGCAGUGCAACUUUACGGAAAGUGAGGCGCACCCUUUACAACAAGUGCCUCAACCUCUUCAAAAGGCAGCUGAAAAGGUGGAUUUGUCGUGGACAGCUUUCAAACCCUUAUGACGAAUUUUUGGUAUGCCGCAGGAGAACCACCCCUGAUAUGGAUGGAUCUGGGAACUAUAGACCGCAUGGCGAUAUAAACAACGCCUUUGGUUAUGAACAUUUACAUCAGCAUGUGAGUGAUAAAUCUGCUGAAUUUGAGUGGACGUUUGUUUUCUACCUGAAUACGAGGGAGCCGUGCUGGCCUAUAUGCUCGUAUCAGGCGUGGAAAACCAUACUCUUUCUGGGAAAAGCUGUUCGCAUGCUCAUUCGCCGAUACAGCAACGAAAACCAAUUGGAAGCACAGUGUCGCCAUCUUUUCGAUGAUUGGGAUAAUGUAUGUGAUUCCGCUGCAGCAUUCGAAGAAGCCAUAGAAAAAUAUCGCAUUUGGGUUGCCCGGGCAUUCUGGAUAUGUGUUAACGAAACUGUAGAUAUCGGUGCCUUGAUUGACAGUUUCAGGCAUGUAUACUUCCUAGGUAACCACGACCUCUACGACGAUCUUUUGGAGAGAGCUUGGUUCACUAUGCAAACGCCGUGUAACCUGGCGUCAUGCACCGAUGUAACACAUAAAGUGCGUAAUAUGAUGUCGUAUAAAUUCGAUAGCGCACCAACUCAUCGCACAAACAAGCCUGUCGCAGAUUUGGUUAACACCGAUGCAGCCGGUAUAUACGGUCGUCACAAGGCGAAUCACGAGGAUGCAUUCGCCAUCACUCAAGGCGGCAGUGGUGAACAUAGCCAAGCGACUAGACCGAUCUUCGAUUUCCGGCAACGGACAUAUCACUUCAACAUGAAACGCCGACGAUUCAUCCGCUGCAGAGACGCAGCGUGGAUCGACAACGAGCUCGUAUUGAAUGUCAGCGAAAAGCGAUUGGAGGAGCCCAUGUCUAGAUCAUCUGAAGCGUCAGCUGUUUGGUUCGAAAAUCGCGUACAUGUGGCCAACGGGUUCGAAUGUGGGUUGCGGCUGGAACUAAGCCAGCUGGAAGCAGCCUACAUGUAUAGCGAGGAGAAAAUGCGCGGCAUGACCUUAGGCAGGUUCUGCACGUUUGCGCUGGUAGUACAGUGCAAGGUCGACCCCGUGCGGCUCAGUUCCACCGCGCUUGAUCAGGGAUUGCCGGCAUUGCUAAAGGACUAUUUUGCCGUUGAGUUCGUCGUGGACUAUGACAAUGUUGGGAGUGACGAUGAUUCAAUACUGGUAAAUGGUGCUGUGAAACUUGUAGGCGAGUGCGUGUCGGCAUUCGUCGGCGGGCCUAAUGUGGGCGAAACGGGAACUGGGGUGUUAUGCGUCAACAGUGGCCAACAUAAGUUUAAUUUAACGGAUGGGAGCAGGAAGGAUUUUCAAUUUAUCGCAAGGCUAAAAAUGACACAGAAACGGCUCUACGCAGAACUCCAGCACCUGGCAUCGGGUGAUAGCCUGAUCAUGGAGACCGACGUGCUGGACACGUCCCACCUGCUUCCUCACGAAUUCGGCGACGCGUAUCUGGGACUCAUGUCUUACAGCGAUAUUGUAGCCAAUGAUCCUGCAAAAUCGAGUAUAUCAAAACGGAACUGUGCGAUCCGGGUUUCUGAUUGGGACUACCUUGGGUGCAUGGCAAUGUACGACAUUGUCCCCCUCGGCGAACUGGAUAGUACUCCUACCCACGAAGCUUUCCAUAACGAGCUGCCGGGGCUACGAAUGCUAGAGUUCGAAAGUGGCAUAAACGACUGGAUUCACUCCAACAUGGCAUAUUGCUGCACAUGGCCUGUCACCAUACUUCUGGAUUUGUCAACAAUGCUCUGCUACAAUAGCGUGUUCCAGUUUAUAUUAUUGAUUCGUCGCUGCGUCUAUGGUCUCGAGAACCUGUGCCACCUCUACCCACUGAUGAGGAGAUUCGGAGUCGAUGGGAAGGCCUCCAAGUUGCCUUCCAUCUGCUGCAGAGUCACUUGUAUGCGAUGGCGUAUGUACGUGUUCAUGGUUACCCUGCAGUCCUACAUUCAACAGUGCGUCGUGGAGGGGUCUUGCAGACAGAUGCGCGCCGUCCUGGAGCACACCGAUACGUUCCACGAGAUAAAAUCGGCACAUGACCAGUACCUGUCGCACGUCGCCAUAAACUGCUUCCUUGACCAGCGUUCCGUCUUGGAGCCGCUGCUGCACUGCGCAGACGCCUCCCUGAAGUUCGCCACUCUCUUCUAUUGUGCAUUCAACGGCAGCAGCGAUGUCGACUACGGAGUUGUGGUGCCAAAACUGGGCGAAUUCAGUGCUAUUUUUGAGCACAACAUGGCACUUGUUUACGAGAGGCUCCUGUUGCUUUCAAACGACGCCAAAUACAGCGCUCUCGGUACGCCUAGUUCCGUCCGUUUGCAUGCCUCCCGCGCUGGAGCCCGAACGCCUGCGGAUCCUCUCGCGUCUCAUCAGCCAAAGGAAGGGGGCGAUCAUCACAAAUCUUAUGAUGAUGAAAGCGGUCUGCCAGGCAUUCAUGCCUCCGUACGUCGCAAUCAGGUAGCCCUUCAUACUGCCGGAAUACUUGAUGUCCACGAUGUGCUCGAGGCAGAUGAAGAAGAACGUAAUGAAGCCACUGAACGUGACCGAGAUGCAAAUGCUCGCAAAUAUACUCGUAACAGUCUCGUUGCUGAGCAAGAACGCGUGCAUCGCCAUGGAGACGAUGUUGAGGCCCAACAUCACCACAACCACGCCGUACCUGUUGAUCACCCACAUAAAAACGAGCGAAAAGACGAACGAUACUGGAAGCAUGAUACCGUUGAAGUUCUCAGCAAUGGUGUUGUUGAUGUAAAUCUGCGUGAACGAUUCCUGAGCGAAUGUCAGCGAAAUGCAGUUCAGGAUGAAGACCACACUGAGCACCAAUAUCUCGGGAUGAAUGAUGUAUCCCAAGAAAGUCUUAAAGUUCCAAGAAGAGUCGUCUGGCGCAUCCUCCUUCACCUGCAUCUCCUGGUUCUUCUCUGCCAUCGCAGGGGUCAUGUUCGAGGCUAUGUCCCGCGCGGUGUCGUUAGGGAAAAUCACCACGGAUAUAACCAACCAUGGCAGAUGCGUGAUAAGCAGCUUCACGAAAACAAACACUGGCAAGUUCGCGUCGGGCAUCAGCGACAUGAUGAGGUUCAUGAUUGGGACGUAGAAGCAACCUAUCGACAAGCAUGCAGAUAUGAUGCACAUCGCCAUGUCCUGGUACGCCGGCCAGUAACGGGCGGCCGUGUAGACGGGGAACGCCACCGCGUUAACCGUGAGACCACAGAGAAUGCACGCCACAAUCAUGAGCGAGUUGUAGUGUGGCAUGUACGCCAGCAACAUCCAUGA